Molecule: messenger RNA, 7206 nt
Organism: Sphaeramia orbicularis (orbiculate cardinalfish)
Lineage: Eukaryota; Metazoa; Chordata; Actinopteri; Kurtiformes; Apogonidae
Gene: clocka
Product: clock circadian regulator a
Exons: 23
Coding region: 532-3117 (861 amino acids)
Biological process (GO): circadian regulation of gene expression; regulation of transcription by RNA polymerase II
Cellular component (GO): nucleus; cytoplasm; CLOCK-BMAL transcription complex
Molecular function (GO): E-box binding; protein dimerization activity; DNA-binding transcription factor activity, RNA polymerase II-specific
Source: RefSeq, a predicted model, not a curated record
UGUGUUAUCUGGAGUGGAGCGGUAGGCCCUUUUGGCUCCGGUUCCAACUCCAGUCAGCCUGCCUCAGCCCUGCGCAGUCAACCGUCAGCGGCGCUACUGGGUGCAGGGAUAUCCCGAUGAAAAGGGAGACCGUUCGGGAGAAGUGUCACAUCUCUACCGGUAAAGACUCCAGACAAGACUCGACCACAGAGACAUCAGUCAUGAGGUGAAGUGGUUAAGAGAUAACCAUCACUAAAAAACAUAAGAAGACUGGGAUGUUGCUGUCAUGUGCCACAUUCACAUACAAAACAGACGAAAAACUCACAUCUUUAAGGACCUUUUGGAAAAUUUGCUCCCUCUGAUUGGAGACACGUUUGGUGACUCUCCUCCCGGACUCAAAGAUUUGCACCACACAGACCCUGCCUUCAUCCAGCAGUGGUUUCCUCAUCCUCUCACUGGACUGGCUGUACUGUCAGUAAGGUUCAAUCACAAAUGUCUACCUCACGAUUAAAAGACCUCUCUCCAACUCUUGGACCCUGAACAGGAUACAAAAUGAACUCAAGCAUUGACCGAGAUGACAGCAGUAUCUUUGAUGGAUCAAUGGAAGAUGAAAAGGACAAAGCAAAACGUGUGUCCCGAAACAAGUCUGAGAAGAAACGCAGAGACCAGUUCAAUGUCCUUAUCAAGGAACUUGGUACCAUGUUGCCAGGCAACACCAGGAAGAUGGACAAGUCCACAAUUUUGCAGAAGAGUAUUGACUUUCUGCACAAACACAAGGAAAUCGCUGCUCAGUCAGAAUCAACUGAGAUCAGACAAGACUGGAAGCCUCCUUUUCUUAGUAAUGAAGAGUUUACUCAGCUGAUGUUGGAGGCAUUAGAUGGCUUUUUCCUGGCAAUAAUGACAGAUGGGAAUAUAAUCUAUGUCUCUGAAAGUGUGACGUCCCUACUAGAACACUUACCUUCGGAUCUCGUGGAUCAGAAUCUGUUGAACUUCCUGCCUGCUGGAGAACAUUCAGAUGUGUACAAGGCUCUAUCCUCUCAUCUGUCCUCUGUCAUGGAGGGGGAGACACUCACGCCAGAGUAUUUGAAAACAAAAAACCAGUUAGAGUUCUGUUGCCAUAUGCUCCGAGGGACGAUUGACCCCAAAGAGCCCCCUGUGUACGAAUAUGUCAAGUUCAUUGGAAACUUUAAGUCCCUGAAUAAUGUGCCUAACUGUACCCGCAACAGUUUUGAAGGAAUGAUCCAGCGAUCGCUUCACUCUGCAUUUGAAGACAGAGUGUGUCUCAUAGCAACCGUGAGGCUAGCCAAACCACAGUUUAUCAAGGAGAUGUGCACUGUCGAAGAGCCUAAUGAGGAGUUCACCUCCAGACAUAGUUUGGAGUGGAAAUUUCUCUUCUUGGACCACAGAGCUCCACCUAUCAUAGGUUACCUCCCGUUUGAGGUCCUGGGUACAUCGGGAUAUGACUACUACCACGUAGAUGACUUGGAGACCCUUGCAAAAUGCCAUGAACACUUAAUGCAGUACGGCAAAGGAAAGUCCUGCUACUACAGAUUCCUCACCAAAGGACAACAAUGGAUUUGGCUUCAGACUCAUUACUACAUCACCUACCACCAAUGGAACUCCAGACCCGAGUUUAUUGUCUGCACACACACGGUUGUAAGUUACGCUGAAGUAAGAGCAGAACAGCGGAGAGAGCUGGGAAUAGAUGAAUCACCACCUGAGAUCACAGCAGACAAGCAGUCUCAGGACUCUGGGUCCGAGUCCCAGCUCAACACCUCAAGUCUGAAAGAGGCUUUAGAGCGCUUCGACCACAGCCGGACCCCGUCGGCCUCGUCUCGAAGCUCACGCAAGUCCUCACACACGGCUGUGUCUGACCCGACCUCGUCACAGAUGAAGAUUCAGGGAGACCGGAGCACACCGGGUCGACAGUCGGUCUCUGCCAUCGAGAUGACAUCACAGCGUAGAUCAUCUAUCAGCAGUCAGCAGUCAAUGAGCUCCCAAAAUACAGGGCAGAACAUGGCACCAUCCAUGGUUUCACAGCCACAGCAGCAGCAACAAGUCCAGACCAGUGGUCAGCCAAUAGUACAGUUCUCCAGCCAGUUAGAAGCCAUGCAACACUUGAAAGAGCAGCUGGAAAAGAGAACCAGGAUGAUUGAGGUAAACAUUCAGCGGCAGCAGGACGAGCUGCGUCAGAUUCAGGAGGAGCUGCAGAGGGUUCAGGGCCAGAGCAUACAGAUGUUUUUGCAGAAAGGGACUGGAGGAAUAAAUAUGAGCUCUGUUCCGAUGGCCUCAACUAAUGCUGUGCAGCAAGGGGGGACGCUGAGCAUGCAGGGCCAGGUGGGCUCUGCUGGACCGCUACAGAGCAACAUACAGCAGCAGCAGCACACUGUCCAGCCCCAAUCCCAACAACAGACACUCUCACAGACUCAGCGAUCGUCUCUCACUCUGCAGCCUCAACAAAAUUCACUGCCUGCGUCUCUCUACAACACAAUGAUGAUUCCUCAGCAAAGCCCUGCUAAUGUGGUCCAGAUUGCUACAAGCCUGGCCCAGAAUACUGGUCCUAAUGCUUCUGCUGUGGCAACAUUUGCACAGGACCGUGCAGCUCAGAUAAGGUUCCCUGCCGCUCCUCAGCUGCUUACCAAGCUGGUGACAGGACAGAUGGCAUGCGGAGCAGUCAUGGUCCCUACGACCAUGUUCAUGGGCCAAGUCGUGACGGCCUUCGCACCUCAGCAGGGCCAGACUCAAACCAUCAGCAUUUCCCAGCAGCCACCGCAGCAGCAGCAGCAGCAGCAACAGCAGCAGCAGCAGGAGCAGCAGGUACAGCCACAGUCCCAGGUCUCAUCCAUGCAGCCUGGGCAGGCGCAGCUUGGACAGCAGCAAACACAGUUCCUCCAGGCUCCCCGGUUGCUUCAUGGAAACCAGUCCACCCAGCUGAUCCUGCAGGCAGCGUUCCCUUUGCAGCAGCAAGGCACCUUCACUGCCGCAAACCAACAACAACAGCAACAGUUACAACAACAGCAUCAACAACAAAAGCAGUUACAACAGCAGAAACAGCAACAACUUCAGCAACAGCAGCAACAACUGGGCCCUCACAGGGCAGAUAGUUUAUCUGAGCGCUCUGCUACACAGCCACAGUAACUGGCAAAAGGCAGCCUGAAGCGGAGCAAGCCAAACCCAGGCGCGGGUGUCUGGCUGGGGGCUAAUGAGGGGGUUCUGCUGAAGAGGCAGUACUGAGACUCAGCCUCAGAGGCCAGGGAGUGAUUGAUGGGGUGGGCUGUUGCCUCCCUCCCCUCACGAGGAUCUUUUGCUGUUUGCACUUAACUCCUGACGACAGUGCUACAAAGAACCCAGGACUGGGCUCACUGUGGCUCUGGCAGCAGGCUUUGGCUCAGAGCUCAACCCUUCUCUCCAAGAAAACAGGGACUCACAGUCCCCAUAACAGACCCCCUCACACCCCUGUAUCCUUGUGUGUAUAGUGUGUGUGUGUCACUCUCACAGGAUUAUUAUAUGCAGAGCCCCUCUGUUAAUGCAUUGGAGCUUGUAUCUGAGCUUCAAGGACAUCCUGCACAACAGCCAGUGGCUUGUUUGUUUUGGAUGUUUUCUCCUAUUAUUGUUUUUCAUGUAAAAAUAAUUAUGGGUCAGAAAAUAUUUUUAAGAAUGUGGUGUAGAUUGAACUUUUAUUGUACAGAACAUCAUGUGUAAUAUAUUGUGUAAAUAUAUUGAAAAAGAAAGAACUAAUAUUUUAUAUGAUGCAUGAAAUGAAAUGCGUAGUCUGUUAUUUGCAGCUUUGAAUAUUCUUUUUUUCUAGUACUCAAAGAAAAAAAGAUCUUAAAAUGCUCAGUGGCUGAUAUUUUCACAGACUUCCUUUCUCCGUGGGGAUGUGUUUGCUUGUGUGUCUGCAUAGCAGACAAUGCUGCUGCUUGUUGUGUCACAGUUUGUUUAAUCCUUGACCCAUAUUUUCACAUAAUUUCAUGAAAAUGUUAAAACUUGUCGUAUUUUAAAGCUUUAUAAGUUGCUCUGAAAUUUGCACAUACAAGAGUGUUUUCAACUUGAACCAGAAAUUGUGAAUUAAAUGAAGGUACCGAAGUUAAACUAAAGGUACUGUACACUCUGCAGUAAGAUUUGAGUCAAAAUUUGCAUAUAUUCUUUUUAAUACAUGCCUCUUCUGCUGAGAUCUCACCCCAUCUUUUAACAUUUGACAAAUCUAUUUUAAAUGUGACUUGUUAACCUGUGGAUGAUGUUUUUCAGACAGAGUUCAAGUAUUUCUGUUAACCCACUGACAUGCUGAUAAUCCACCCUGUCCCUUUGUGGAUCAUCAGUCUGACCAGAUCAGUUCAGACAUCCUUCUCCUUUUCUUUCCGGAGGCCCCAGUCAUUCCAGAUCAAACCCAAACCUCUUAAAGUAGGUGUUUUUGAGAAGUGGUGGCCUCUGUCUCUGAGCUGCUCCUCUGCACAGAUAAGACCAGUCAACCUGCACAGAUUUGAUUUAACCUUUCUUGUUUCUUUGAUCAUCUUAAUUUUUACACUUAUUCAUUUUUUUACAAACCUGAGUCUGACUGAAUCCUGCUUUCAAAUGCAGAUGUCGUAUUUUUAAAGCAGCCUCCAGUCAACAGAAGAGAGAAAAUACUAUUAGACAUCAUUGCAAACAAUGUUAUCAGUAACGUUGUCUGAAUCCACCAUAUUUGUGAAUAUGGUAAAAUAUAGUUCCGGGGACACUUCACAGGGUACAACCCAGCAGGCUCCCAGUCAUUUGACGUUUUCAGUGACUGGUAGUCUGUAAACUAAAUUGUCCUAUGGGGAUAAAUGAAGUAGUUUGAAUUAAAUUGAAUAUUUUAAAAGCUUAGUUAUCUAAAAGAAGCAUCCUAUCACUCGUUGCAUAUUUACCUUUUGAUGUACCUGCUUCCCUGACAGCCUCCAGAUUCCCCAGACCACUACUCAUCUGUGUGAAGUGACAGUAAGCUCAACACAUGCAGGCAUAAGUGGACUGAGGUGUCUGGUGAUACUAUUUGCAAAUAUCCACCUCAUCCAUUCAUCCUCCUACAGAUCUUCAAGAGGUGUUUAAGUGUGUUUGCUAAAAUGUAGUUUCAUUCACACAUUAUGCACAUCAUCGAGCCAACAGAUGCUUGCCGGCCUGGUGUUUGUAAUGCUCCCCUGUUGCUCUGUUUGUAAAUUCAGCUCCUAAUCUGCUCAUAAAAACUGCUUUCCCCAUUGAUAAGGUGAAUGAUGCACUGUAAAAAGUCAUGCUUGUUCAAAGCCGAGCCGUGGGUUGUUGUAGUGUUAGAAUCAGUGAGUUAUAACCCCAGAUUUCGGCAUACAGCUUCAGGAUAUCUGACCAUAAGCUAGCGUGCAUAAGUGGCCUUACAGUGUCUCUGAGAAGAUAUUAUCAAUCACAUUAAACAGCUGCUUUUUCGCAUCUGUUUCCUGAGGACAAGUCAGUGGGCUUGAACAUGCAGAAAAUUGGUUCUGAUGAGAUUUUUCUACCAUUAGUACUUACCAUUGUGGUGCAUUUUCAGUUAUUGAGGUCAUUGUCCUAAAAACUUGAUUUAGUUACACUUGAUCGGCCACAUGUAAUCAGUGUUUUAUUACACUGAAGUACAGGAAACCUUUUUUUCACCCACUCAUUUAUCUCAUUUGAUUGCAGUUAAAACAUCUGAUUCAAGCUUUCUCCACUUUGUUUCUGCAUCUGUCAAGCCUCAUAGCCACAACCUUUCACACUGCCCUCCAUUCCUGCUCAAGUUUUUUUUUUAUUUUAUGAUGCUACUACAUUUCUCAGCUAUGAAUAAAACCCAAUAAUUCCUCUAAAACUCUGAACUGUCCUUCACGGACUUGGAGAAUGGACCUCAUGCUGCAUGAAAACAACUUUUGAGUGUGAAAUACUGUAACUAGUGCAAUAAACAUAGAAGAAUGUAAUGGAGUUGAACACAGAUACUUUGCAUGGAGAGGUGUAAGGCUAUGGGAGUUUUUGCACAAUGACAGGACAUACAGAAAAUAUUUUUCUAUUGCAGAAGUAGACGUCAUUGGGCAAUGACAACAGUGCUACUUUUUAAAUGUGCAAACAUGAAGCUAUACACAAAGGAUCUAAACUAACUGUGACAUACACACAAAGACUGUUGAACUUAUUCCCCCAGGCGGAGUUUGGUCGCUUGUGGAUUUAUGGUUAUGCAAAGAUGAACUGACUCUGCAACAAAUGUAAGGGUUGUUUUCUCUUUUCACAAGUUUUGAUUCAGUUUUAAUAUUGAAUCCGUUCCUGCCAGUGAAGCUGUUUUGACUUAAUGCUGGAAAUAGUUUGACACAUGGUCUUAAACGUUGACAGUACAAGGUUUAAUUUCACUGAUGAUACUAAAUGUACAACGUUUAAAGUUGUAAAAGUCAGUAAUUUCCAAGUCAUAAAGCCUAAGAGAGAACGUUUUGUAUCCAAAGAGAGGGAAAGUGCAGGUGAGCCUGAAAUGGAAGGACACGGUGCAUUAUGUUAAAUGUUGUGUAGUUCUGAUGUACACAUUAGAAACUGAAUGUCUAUCAGUGUUCUCUUUCUCCGCUUUCAGUUUUCGUGUGGCGUUAUUUGGCUCAUGAAAUUUACUGCCUCGGUACAUGAAUUUAAAGAUUGUGGUCACAUCCCAUUCUGUAAUGUUAGAGCAGGUGUUGCUUCUUCAUGCAGGAUAAAUCACAUCUGCUUUGGCAUCGCUGACUUAGAUGGUGCUUAAAAGUAUCAGCUGAACUAAAACAACCUGACAGACUGAAAUUUCUGUUAUUUCACAACUGCAACUGGAGUUUACUACAAACAUUCCUUUGUUCUACAGCAGCAGUUCAGUCUUUUAGGACACAUUAAAUACUCAGCAGUAAUAAAUUUGUACACCAGUAAUUUUCUGCCAAAUGAACGUGACUCUAAACAUAGCCACUGAAAUGUAAAAAUGUUUUGUCUCCAUCUGAGACCAAUAGAAUAAAAAUUGAGUCCUCGUAUCCACUGCUGCCAUCUGCUGUUUAGUUUCAAUCACUUUGAUUUCUCUAUGUAAAAUAACAAAACUUGAGGCAUUAUUUCUUUGUCACGUGGAAGUUCUGUUCUCAUAAAAUAGACCUGCUGGUCUGUGUUGGUGCACUUUAAUCAGAAAAAUACUACUAAUUAAAAAAGUAUGUGAUAUCUACCAGUAUGGAAGUACUAUGUGUGCUGCCUUGCAUUUAUUUUAUGAGCCAAACCAUUCAUAAAUUUUCAAGCGCAACCUUUUAUGGCAAA